Molecule: messenger RNA, 1824 nt
Organism: Suillus bovinus
Lineage: Eukaryota; Fungi; Basidiomycota; Agaricomycetes; Boletales; Suillaceae
Product: YccV-like-domain-containing protein
Exons: 5
Coding region: 1-1824 (607 amino acids)
Molecular function (GO): protein binding; DNA binding
Source: RefSeq, a predicted model, not a curated record
AUGACGAUACGGGAACUUCCCUUUGACCUCUAUGUACAGAUUCUCGAGCAGUUAACACCAUCGACGGAUUCUGAUGAAAGCAUUAUUGUGCUUAUAUCUUGCUUGAAGACAACCACUACCCUUCGGGCAGCUGCAUGUGUUUCGAGACUAUGGGAGCCACACUACCGUGCUCGAUACACAGUAUGUGUCCCUGCGAAAGAGCAAUCGCGAAAGGAAUCUACAGGUGGUGACUGGCGACUUAUGUAUCUCGAGAGGCGGCGCAUAGAUCUCGAGGUAUUGGACAUAUUGCUCGAGAUUGUCAUGGAACGGGGUGACAGAAGACUGGAAAGAGCGCGAGAGGUUAACACCAUGUUCUCGUUUGACGCAUGGAAUGCCCUCGAGAUUGCCGCAAAUUGUCCGCUUCCAGAGAUAUUCCGCGAGCCAGGAGUUAUAGAGCAGAGGGCCGUUCCCUCUCAUGCAAUUCCCAUCCGCUUUUGGGCUGAAAUGCUUCUUGGUGCUAUUGCUAGAAGUGAUGCUGUUCGCACCUGGGGAAACCUUAUACAUAAUGACACACCCAAGGCGUUGGAGCUUUCAUUCGCUUGUAUGUCCAGCUUUUUCGUAUAUCCUCCCAUGAAGGUCUUGUCCCAACUUGAAGAACUUACGACUCUCUGCAAAACCUACUUUAUAGAGCAUCAAAUUCCCCUUGAUCCUGUUGAAUUCACAAGUGAUGCUGGAAAGCUCAGACUCGUCUGUUCGUCAAUCUGUGAUUUUAUGUGGAGCUGUGGUUUUGAAGCUGCGGAUGGACAACAGUUUCACAUGUUACAUAACCGAAUUCCUCACUAUUUCUUGACCACGCACAAGGCAACUAUACCUAUAUCACUUGUAUACGUUUUCGUGUGCAUCGCACAACAGAUGGGCGUUACGGCAGCACCUAUUGACUUUCCUACCAGAGUUCUGGCCGUCGUAUCUUCUCCCCACCCAGAUGUCUCAGAAAUUUUUGUCGACGUUUUUGGCUCACGAACACAAGCCAUUCUGACACUCCAUGACGAUAUUCCGCGCUUCCUUAUUCAAGCAGGGAUCCCCACCAAUAUAAUACUCCCUUGGAUUAGCCCCGCUUCCUCUACCUCUAUGCUGCUACGGGCGUCCCGGAAUGUUUUAACAUCCGCCAACAACGUGCCUGCAGGAGCAGUUCGCGAGGUUGAGCUGCAAACAGCAUUCUAUGCCAGCCUCAUGAUCAACGUCAUCUUUAUGGACAAUCGCAGGUCUCUAUUGAAUAUAAUGAGGCAUAUCAAUCGGUUCCUCCUCGAUCUGCUGCCAGUACUUGUCGAUUCAUUGGCCCCUCUUUUAAACCCGUACCUCCAAGAGCAGCUCACGACAUAUUGCAAGGCUAUCGCCGAAGACGAGAAGGAAGCGGCCACUACCUUUCAUUCUCGUUCUGCACUCACACGGGAAGUGAAAUUCUUCGCUGGCAUGGUUUUCAAGCAUGCAGCCCACGGAUACGUGGGAUAUAUAUACGGCUGGGAUCCCUCCUGUGCAGCGGCCGAGGACUGGAUCCGUGAGAUGGGUGUGGAUUCGCUCUCUCGAGGCCGUCAUCAACCAUUUUAUCACGCGCUCACUCAAAGUGGCUCUGAGCGCUAUGUUGCAGAGGACAACAUUAGGACGACAUGUCUAGAAUCAGUUGAUGUUCGCAGAAUUUUUAUAGACGCACCACGGGCCGGGAGGUACUUCGAGGACUUGACACAAGUUGACGGGAGAGCAAGGUUUCUAUUGAGCCCAGAACUGAAUGCAGCGUAUCCUGAUGACGAAAGCUUUGGUGAUCAGUGGCUCAGGCAAGGAGAGGAUUGA